CUGAGACCGAGCACCAUGCCUUCAAUUAAGUUGCAGAGUUCUGAUGGAGAGAUAUUUGAAGUUGAUGUUGAAAUUGCCAAACAGUCUGUGACUAUCAAGACCAUGUUGGAAGAUUUGGGAAUGGACGAUGAAGGAGAUGAUGAUCCAGUUCCUCUACCAAAUGUUAAUGCAGCAAUAUUAAAAAAGGUCAUUCAGUGGUGCACCCACCACAAGGAUGACCCCCCUCCUCCUGAGGAUGAUGAGAACAAAGAAAAUUGGACAGAUGAUAUCCCUGUUUGGGACCAAGAAUUCCUGAAAGUUGACCAAGGAACACUGUUUGAACUUAUUCUGGCUGCGAACUACUUAGACAUCAAAGGUUUGCUUGAUGUUACAUGCAAGACUGUUGCCAAUAUGAUCAAGGGGAAAACUCCUGAGGAGAUCCGCAAGACCUUCAAUAUCAAAAAUGACUUUACUGGGGCGCCUGGAAAAAAAGACUUUACUGAAGAAGAGGAAGCCCAGGUACGCAAAGAGAACCAGUGGUGUGAAGAGAAGUGAAAUGUUAUGCCUGACACUGUAACACUGUAAGGAUUGUUCCAAAUACAAGUUGCACUGCUCUGUUUAUAAUUGUUAAUAUCAGACACACAG
Molecule: messenger RNA, 624 nt
Organism: Mustela erminea (ermine)
Lineage: Eukaryota; Metazoa; Chordata; Mammalia; Carnivora; Mustelidae
Product: S-phase kinase-associated protein 1-like
Exons: 2
Coding region: 16-534 (172 amino acids)
Biological process (GO): SCF-dependent proteasomal ubiquitin-dependent protein catabolic process
Cellular component (GO): nucleus; cytoplasm
Molecular function (GO): cullin family protein binding
Source: RefSeq, a predicted model, not a curated record